Messenger RNA from Gadus macrocephalus (Pacific cod), 490 nucleotides. RefSeq names its product myosin-2-like. Gene Ontology annotation, biological process: vesicle transport along actin filament; actin filament organization. Gene Ontology annotation, molecular function: ATP binding; microfilament motor activity; actin filament binding. The coding region runs from base 9 to 332 and encodes 107 amino acids. Gene Ontology annotation, cellular component: cytoplasm; myosin complex; vesicle. Lineage: Eukaryota; Metazoa; Chordata; Actinopteri; Gadiformes; Gadidae. The record is from RefSeq and is a predicted model, not a curated record. The transcript has 2 exons.
AGACAGUCAUGGAGGACGAUAUCACACCCAUGAACCCUCCCAAGUAUGACAAAAUUGAGGACAUGGCCAUGAUGACCCAUCUCAAUGAAGCCUCUGUGUUGUAUAACCUUGCAGAGCGUUAUUCAGCAUGGAGGAUCUAUACCUACUCUGGGCUGUUCUGUGCCACUGUAAACCCCUACAAGUGGCUCCCAGUGUACGACCAGUCGGUUGUCAAUGCCUACAGAGGCAAGAAGCGUAUGGAGGCUCCACCCCACAUCUUCUCUGUCUCUGACAACGCCUUCCAGAACAACUGGUUUGUAAAUUCAAAGUUUCAAAUCCCUAAUCUUAUCUAGUUUUCAUCAAUUCGAGGCAUACUCAUGCAAUGUUUGAUACAUUUGUUUAACAGAUAGAGAGAACCAGUCAGUCCUUAUCACGUAAAUUUGAUGCUGGAAACAUGAUAUAAAUAUAAUAGGCCUACAAUGAUUCCCUCGUUGGAAAACAUGUCAAAAUG